UCAGACUGAUCGUAAUCACACAUGGAUUAUGCUUGUUUCGCUGUUUUUUAUUUGUUUUUGCCUUAGAGGAAACUUUCUCAACAACUGUCUUCAAGUGGGCUGCUUUCUAGUAUCAUAGCCAUGAUUUGCCUGUUAAGAUGGACUGCUUUCCUUUGGACUGUAAAUACCAUUCCUUGCACUUUUGGAAUGGCAGUGAGUGAACGAACAGAUGGCUCAUGUCCCCCUCUGAGCGUGGAGGAAUACAGGUUUUCUGAUAUUUUAGAACGUCCCCUGGAAAUCACAGGAUUUGAUCUUACGGAAAGGUUUCUUCUCCGGAAGGGAACAGUCACAGAAGACCUGCCGUCAUUUCGUUUAGGAAGCAGUCCACUCAUUAAACCAACAAAAUUGGUAUUUCCAAAUGGUCUUUCGAGUGAAUACUCCCUUGUCACCAUCUUCCGGGUAAGAAGAACAACAAAAAGAGACCGCUGGUAUCUUUGGCAGAUAUUUGACCAGUCGGGAGGCAGUCAGGUAUCUGUUGUGGUUGAUGGUGGCAAGAAGGUGGUGGAGUUUUCUUUCCAGGGCCUGCUGAAGAACACUCUCCGCUACACGUUUAAGAGCCGUGACCUACAUGCCCUCUUCGAUCGCCAGUGGCACAAGCUGAGCAUUUCUGUACAGAGCAACAUAGCCUCCAUUUACCUCGACUGCAAGCUAAUAGAAAAGAGGCUGACCGAUGAGAAGGACAACUUUGACCCAAGUGGACGCACUCUCAUCACGACGAGAGUAGAGGAUGGGCGGCCUGUAGAUAUUGAACUGAAACAAAUUCUAAUCUACUGUGACCCUUAUAUGGCUGAAAUGGAAAAUUGCUGUGAGCUACUGGAGCCAAAGUGUGAAGCCAAGAAGACAUUUAAUGGGACUUCCCCUCCCCUGGUUACAGCCCAGCUCCCCCAGAUGCUGUCUCAGCCGCCCUUACAGUCAACUGACAGAUGUCACUGUCCCACUGAAAAGGGAGAUGCUGGUCUGCCAGGUAUAGAUGGACAAAAAGGGGAUAAAGGAGCCAAGGGCGACACAGGGGAGGCCGGGCUUCCAGGAAACCCAGGACAUAAUGGGGAACUUGGAUCAGAAGGGCAAAAGGGAAUCGAUGGAGAGAAGGGUCUGAAAGGAGACCCAGGGCCAGUUGGUCCAGUUGGUCCCAAAGGAAACAAAGGCAAUGUGGGACUGCCUGGAGCUGCAGGGCUGCCUGCUGACAAAGAAUGUCUCAAAGGAGAUCAGGGCCCUCGCGGUGACAAAGGAGACAAGGGAAUGGCUGGGGUGCCAGGUCAGCCAGGGGAACCAGGCAAAGAGGGCAAAAGGGGACGGAGAGGAAAGGCAGGGGAGCCUGGACCCAGAGGCCUGCCUGGUCCCCCAGGAACCUCCCAAGGAGCAAGUGUCAAGGGGGAGAUGGUUGAGUCUGGAGUCCCAGUGGAAAAAGGGGAGAAAGGAGAAAGAGGAGACCCCGGUCAGCCAGGUUCAGAGGGGACCAGCGGGAUGAAAGGACAAAAAGGUGACGUCGGCCCUCCUGGUCCCCCUGGUCCUGUGAUGACAGCUCACGGAUUAAGACAGCUCUCUGGAACUGAUGAAAUGAAGGAGAGGACCCUAAAGGCAGAAAAGGGAGAUCAGGGGGAGAGAGGAGCUCAAGGACCGCAAGGCUUCAAGGGAAACAUAGGGCCUCCUGGACUAAAGGGAGAUCAAGGACCAGAGGGGAAGCCAGGCCUGCCUGGACUCCCAGGACUCCCGGGCGAGCCAUGCUCGCCAGGGGAGCCAGGGGAGCAAGGGGUGCCUGGGAGAGAUGGCCUGAAAGGGGAAAAGGGGGACUCUGGUGGAGUGAUGGGGCCACAGGGACCUCCAGGUCCCAAGGGUGAGCCUGGAGAGCCUGGAGGUGGAUAUAUGGGCGAUGGUUUGUCUCUAACCAGAGGGUCUCGUGGGCCCAAGGGUGAGCGAGGUGUCCCAGGAUUGCCAGGAGAUCAUGGUGAAAAAGGAGAACCUGGCGAGAGUGUCAUCGGCCCGGUUGGCCCCAUGGGACCCCCAGGAAAGCCGGGAAUUGAGGGCCCUCGUGGACCCUCAGGUUUAUCUGGCCCUCCUGGAGCUCCAGGAAGGGAGGGCUCCCCUGGUAGACCAGGCCCCCCGGGCCCUGCUGGACCCCCAGGUGAACCAACUGCUCUGCCAAUUGUUGGAGACAUGGGCGCUUUACUUAAGAAUGCCUGCAGUGUGUGCCAGACGAGAGUCCCAGGGCUUCCUGGGCAGAAGGGAGAGAAGGGGUCCCCUGGAACGCACGGAGUAGAAGGCAUGGUGGGAGAAAAGGGGGAUCCUGGUGUAAGAGGUCCUAUGGGUAACCCUGGGAAAGAAGGCCCAAAGGGUGUAAAAGGAGAGAGAGGGUUCCAAGGCCCUACAGGGGAAAAAGGUGAUGAGGGGCCUCCAGGAGUAUCAGGACUUCCUGGUGUUACUGGUCGUACAGGGGCCAAAGGGCCUAUGGGUAGACCCGGGCCAAUAGGCCAAGUGGGAGGAAAAGGAGAAAAGGGGAAUGAAGGAGCGCCAGGCAGACCAGGACUUCCGGGGCCUCCGGGCGUGCCCAGUGCGGAGGGCAAUGGGAUGAGCAGUCUGUACAAGCUGCAGAGUGGUGGAGCUAUUUUAGGACCCCCUGGAGCUCCUGGUGCCCCGGGUCCCAAAGGAGAUGAAGGACCUGCAGGGGAACCAGGGGCCAUGGGAUUACCCGGGAAUGAUGGGCUACCUGGUGCAAAGGGUGAUAUUGGUUUGACUGGUCCACCUGGGAUGACAGGUCCUGCAGGGAAGCCCGGCACUCGUGGAGAGCCAGGGAUCCCAGGAGAGCCGGGUGAGAGGGGGCCGCUCGGAGAGACAGGAUUCCCAGGGCCCGAGGGACCCCAUGGUGUUGCUGGGAGACCUGGAAAAGAUGGAACUCCUGGAUACAAGGGAGCGACAGGUAGACCAGGGGACAGAGGAUCCAAAGGAGAACGUGGUGAUCCUGGGAUUCCUGGAGAAAGAGGCGUUCAAGGCGAGAGGGGUCGCAUAGGAGAUCCUGGCCCUAUUGGACCAAUCGGACCAACGGGGCUAAGGGGCGAUCCUGGCCCUCCAGGACAGUUGGGGAGUGCAAACUUCUUGGGGGAUCCCAGCUUCAUGGCUGAACUCAAAAUGUUGGUCAGAAAUGAAGUCUUGAGGGUCUUUGAAGAGAGACUGUUGAGCGCCGCCAUGCCACAGAAGACGCCUGCAGGAAUCUUAGCUUCACAAUUCCAGGGGCCUCCAGGACCUCCUGGCAAUGACGGUUUACCAGGCCCGCCAGGAGAGCCCGGACCUCCUGGUUCCCCAGGAUACAGGGGUCAGAAAGGAGAACGAGGCCAGCUUGGUCUGGGGUUACCAGGAGAUCCAGGAGUUAUGGGGCCACCAGGCCCUCCUGGGAUCACUUCUCCGGGCCCUCCUGGCUCUCCGGGGCCCCGUGGACCUCCUGGGACAUGUGACCCCAGUGACUGCCUCCUUCCAUCCCUAUGAGCCCAGCAGAGCAGCUCAGGCUGGUUCGAGGAGGACAGGCGUCCGGCUCAGUGCUGCAUCCACAGAGCAGGAGAAGAACGGCCUCUCUGUGUCUGACAGCUCCCUCAGCUCUGGUUAAUCGGACAGACUCACAACUGACCUCUUUUGUUCACUUUACAAUAACGUUUAGAUGCAGUCAGGAUUUUGUUUUUUGUUUUUGUUUUUUUCCCGUCGGCUUUCUUUUGUUUGUUUUCACAUCCCCUACUGUGAUGUAAUGCAUUCCUUGUCAACUCUCAUUACGUCUUUCAAGACCAUGAAAUGACUUGUUUAAAUGCAGUCCUGUCUGAAAACAUGAUCUUAAUUAUUUGUUUGCCUCCUUAAUGGGCAUGGCUAUUCACUCUUCUGUUCUUAUUCAGAUAAGCCAAUGUGCUGGCAGAAGGUACAUCUCCUGUGAGUGUGUGUGUGUGUGUGUGUGUGUGUGAGAGAGAGAGAGAGAGAGAGAGAGAGAGAGAGAAAGAGAUUAGCUGAAUGAAUAUACUUGUUUUAUAUGUAGGUGUGAAACAAGACAAAAGAAACUCCUUAUGCAACCAAAGUGCAGCAGAUGUGUUUGAUAUAUGGAAAUUAUUUAUUUUUAAGCGUGUUCUUCAAGAAUAUAUUUAAAAGAUGGUACUAAAUAAUAAUUAUAGUAAAUGUAGCACGGAUUUUCUGUAAUAUUAUUGCGAUGUUGGAUUAAUUUCUGGAUUACUGAGAGAUUUGUUAUGAAUUUAUCGCUCAUGACAUAUUGCAUUGUGCAUGAUAAUAAUUUUGUUAAAAGGAAUCUGCGGUAUAAUCAUUGACAAAGAUGCCUUCCCAUUUUCUGUAGGUUUUGUGUCUGUACUGAGCUUUGCCAUAUCUUUUUUGAUUUUUUUGUCUAAAACACAUCCAUCAAGAGCAGAUUUUUUUUUUUCCACAUGACAAGAAUGUACUUUGAAUGUUGUUUAUGUUUAACGAGUGUGACUCACAUUCACCUACUUACUGUUGGUUUAUUCUGUAAAUAAGUUGGACGAGUGGGCUUGUAAUGGGACCUGACAAUAUAAUUACAUAAGCAAGUUGCCAUUGCAAUGACACAUCAAGGUUCUCACUUUUGUUAUCAAUCAUACAUCGCUGCAAAUAUUUAAGAUCUUUGUGUGUGUAUGUGUCUGAGAAGAUGAUUAUUAACAUUUAAUUGUUUACAAAGUGUUGUGUAUGAUGAUUCCUCUGGUUUGUUGUAUGUAUAUUUUUGAUUUCGAGCCACACAAAGGAAAUCGGACUACUACACUACAACGUCAGAUGUUUUAUAUUGGUAAAACAUGUACUCAUACAUGUACUUGAACUUCUUGUUGUUUGUUUUAAUAGCAUCAUGGUCUACAUCCUGUUUUUCUUUCAUUGCUGACCAGCGCUGUGUGUUGCUAUGUAUCGUUGCGUUUUGGGGUGUCUCAUGACUGGAGUUUUGAUUUUUUUAAAUUUGUUAUGACGGGUUUCAGAGUCAUUGUUAUGUUUUAAUCUCAGAAGGUUUUGAGUCAGCUUUAUUUAAACAAGCUGUCUGAUAUUAUCAUAUCAUAUUAUCAUAUGUGAAAGGAUGAAAAUCUUACGUACCAUCACCCUUUGCAGACAAAAGUUCCCAGCAUUGAAACUUUGGAUUGAAAUGAAUGCCCUGUUUGAAGAUUUUUAAAAGGAAAUGUAAAAAUUGUUCAUCCAAAAAUGUACCUAAACUUUAUAAUCACUCUAAACAAGUACCUUUUUAUAUAGCAGAAAAACACAAUUGGCGUGUAGUUUAUAUCACUUCCCUCCUCCUCAUCAUCAUUUUGAGCGCUGUUUAAUGAGAGUUUGACUCAAAGGCUUUAAUUUUACUUUCAAGUGUCCUGCUGUGAUUAAUGUUUGAAAAGUUCUGUGGGCGUAUCUGAAAUUCUGUGACAUUAGGAACCCGGCCCUAUCUGUAUUUCAUUCUUUAAGAUCUGUUUGACACUUUUUUAAAAGCUCAUGCUUCUCAUACACAUGUGAAUUAUAACUCACAUCUCACUUUGAAGCUGCAGAACUUUUUUACAGAUAUUUUUUCUCAGUGUGCAGGCUUGGUUUUAUCUCUGUUAAGUUUUUAUCAGUGUGAGUGGGUCUAAUUUUAGAUGGGUAAUGGAUCAGAUGUGUGCAACUGACUUCAUUUGUGAGUUUAAAGAGCCCCCUGCUGGACAUGGAUUUAUUUUCUCAUUGCUUGUAAUGUGAAUGGAAAACAAUCUUUCUUUGGGUUAUAGGCUACAUAAAACCCCCUCCUUCUAUUGGCUUCUGUCCUUUCAUCACACUAAUUUUCAUAUUCGGUUUAAUGGGUUCCCCUUGGAGACAGUAAUGCCAACCUUGACCAAAUUAAAAUGAGACGGCAUCUGCAAACUAAUAUGAUCCAAACUUUUUGUUGCACUGAUGGGGGCAACUCUCUGCGCAUAUUGAAUUUAGCUUAAAUUGAUAUCAAUGUGCACCGGUUUGUGACUUCAAUUUAGCUAAACAGUAUGAUAACUAGGGAGGACACAAAAUGGCUGCUGAUGUCACAGCCCACUUCACUAGCAAUUUGGUGCUGGCCAUGUUACAUGGCUCCAAGUUAAAAUCCAUUUAUUCUAAGUGAAAUUGUCAGAUGAAAGCAAGCUGAAAGGAUGGAGGUGUUAUAGGUUGACACAUCCUUCAAAAUGAAAUGCUGUUAUACAUCUAAAACAAUAACAUCAAUUUUAUACAUUCACAUAUUUCAUUAUUGUUUGCUAUUUUUUUCUUUUUACAGUAAAGUAAGUUGAUCCUGUUGCCACAUAUAAUCUAAUCUUGUAAAUAAGCUUGUAAUAAGAGGGAAUAUGGAUCAGCCCCUCAGCAUGGUCCCUCGGAUUAAAAAUGUCUGCCUGCUGCUCUCACUGUAACUCCUCUCUGCUCCUUUAUAAGCUCAUGUUGUGCUGAGUGACUUUAAUGUGUGUGUUUUUAAAGUCUUUGAUUCAUUGAAUAUCUACCUCAGUCUUGGUUUACCACACAUCUACAUGAUUAGCUAUUUUGGAAAGAAAAAUAUCACAACACUAACUGGUGCCUUAAAAAAAAAAUGCUUAAAGAAAAUAAGCAAUUGAGACCUCAUGUGUAAAAGAAAACCGAUAUUACAGUCCUGGAGGUUGACAUCAGUAUUAGUCAGUUUCCCGGACUCUCGAUAAAGAACAUGAUGUCCCUGUUGUGGAGGUUGAUCCAGUGUGAAUGUGGUUACCAGGUAUCAGAGGUUAAACUUUACUCUUUUCUUUGCACCAUCUUUGAUUCACACUGAUUGUUGGCAUCUGCCUUACACGUGUGCAAUAAAUGUUAUUCAGUGCUUUA
Molecule: messenger RNA, 6837 nt
Organism: Micropterus salmoides (largemouth bass)
Lineage: Eukaryota; Metazoa; Chordata; Actinopteri; Centrarchiformes; Centrarchidae
Product: collagen alpha-1(XIX) chain
Exons: 54
Coding region: 121-3516 (1131 amino acids)
Source: RefSeq, a predicted model, not a curated record